UGAAUUUGUGUAGUGUCGUUUUAAAAACACUUUUUGUAUGAUUUUUGUUCGUUUCGAAAUUAAGCGUGUGUCGAGCUCAGUUUGUAUGAAAAACGCGCCGGACUCGGACACGUACGUUUAUCAGCGCGGAUCAUUGAAAACUUCUUGGCGAGUACGCCUGCCUGGCAAAGUGUCUACAAGCUGAAARGGGCUUAGCUUAGCUUACGCUGCUUACACUCUCCUGUGUGUACUGUGGACGUUGGCUAUCAUGACAAAGACUAGCAAGUCCAAGGAGAAGGACAAGAACAGUGCGCUGCCCAGAGKGCCCAGCAAUUUGUUGGCGAGUGCUGCCAAAAUGAAGAUCACCAAAGCGCUGGCAAAUGCCAAGAAACAAUCUGUGCAAAAGGGCGCAGGGGGGGACCAAGCAACAGGAUCAAAUACUGAAGCAGGCAAAGGCACAGCCACAGCCACAGCCACGACCACAACUACAGCCAUAGCAUACGGCCAAGCGCAACAGGCGGUCGCUACGAAAGAGACGACAAUAUCGGCGCAGGAGAACGGCGACAGCGGCGACGCGCACAAGCAGCAGCAGCAGCGUCAACAACAACAACAACAGCAGCAGGCAGCGACGUCGACGUCGCCGUUGUCGCCGCUUGCCACAGCGAAUUUAUCGUCGACAUUUGAGUCGAAGGCUCACACAUCAGUUGCCAGCGAAACAGCGAAGCAAACAGUUACUACCGCAACAACAGCAACAGCUACAGCAGCCGUAACAACAACAAUCGCAAAUAUUUUAGUUUAUGAUGGGAACAGCGUAAGACAACAACAACAGCAACAUCAGCAGGCCAGCAGUUGUGACGUCACAAAUACUAAAGUUGUUGCAGGCGAAACUGCUAAUUGUAAUCAAGAUAAAGACGAUCCUAAAGCCGAAAGCGAAACGAAGCUAGACACACCAGCAGCAGCAGCAAUAACAGUAACAACWAGCGAUAAAUAUUACAAAAUUGUUGAUAAGUGCAAAAGUGAGAUAAGUGAUGAAAACUCAGCAACAACAAACGCUGAAAUUUUGCCGGUAGCAGUGAUAAAUAGUAAUCAGCAAAGCGACGCAAGUGAAAGUGUUGACAACAAAAUCAAAAGUGAAUCAAAUGAGCAAGAACAAACUGCAACAGCAACAUUGACAACAGCAGCAACUGCCGAAUUGCCGCUACAUUAUCGCGGCCUAAACAACUCGGUGAUCAUAGCCAACUAUGCUCAUCAGCAGCAACAGCAACAGCAGCAACAGCAUCAGCAACAGCAACAACAACAAGCAGAGCAACAGCAAAUCUACGAGCAGCAACAGUUUCUGCAACAACAACUGCUAACCCAACACCAACACCACCAGCAGCAACAGGAGCAACAUCAGCAACACGCCAAUUGGUUAGCGUACAAUAAUUGUGCGUACGAUUUAACUAGCAAUAGUGCAACAGCAGCAGCAGCAGCGGCGGCCGCAGCAGCAACACAGCAGGAUAAGAGCGACUUUUAUGCAUUGGCUGCCUCGCAGCAACUGCUGGCGCAUUUACCCUAUCAUCAUACCCAUUUGUAYGAGCAGCAGCUGCAGCAGCAGCAACAUCACAUUAGCAACAGCAGCAACAACACGGAUUCCAUAAUGCGCAACAAUUUUGCGCUUUACAGUGUUUAUGGAGGAGGCGGUGGCGGUGGUGGUGGCGGUGGCGUUGGCAGUCCUACCACCCACGAGCAACAUCAGCUCCAGCAACACGUUGCCGCAGUGGCAGCAGCAACCGCCAAUUCGGUAAUCGCGCACACAACGCACACGACGCCAAAUAUUGAUGAAGUUAUACAGGAUACGCUGAAGGACGAGUGCUUCGAUGAUAAUCACAGCUCCAGCUAUCACAUGCUCACCGCUGUUUCCGAUAUGCACGUGCUCAAGGAGGCUAAUCCAACUCUUUACUCUAUGACACACGAUCAGUUGAUGCAACAGCAACAUCUGCAUCAGCACCAGCAACAUCUGCACCAGCAGCAGCAUCAUCAGCAUCAUCAUCACAACAAUUCAGCCAGUUCGGUGGGUGGCGAUUCGCCGUCGCCCUCCCACACGCUCGCCACACAUGCCAGCGAUGUGGCAACGCUGCAAAGCUUCACACAACUAACGAGCGCGCAGCCCAGCAGCGGACUGCAUCGCGACAGCUACGGCAGCCUCUCGCCGGAGCACGGCAACUACUUUACCACACAGCUCAGCCCGGUACUGCAAAGCAGCUCUGUCUAUGCAAGUCCUUUACUCGCCUCGGCCGCCAAUGGCAUGCAGUACGGCAUGCAAACUAUUGCCUCGCCCACCCACACACACGCCCAGCUGCAACAACAACAUCACCAACAUCAACAACAGCAGCAGCAGCAACAGCAGCAACAGCAGCAACAGCACCAACAACAACAACAUCAUCAACAUCACAACUCAUCGAGCAACAGUCCUGGUCCAGUGGGUCUGCACCACACUGGCAACUCCACGCUGCUGGACGACGGCUACGGCUCGCCCAAGAGUAGCCACAGCGGCAAUGGCAACGGCGGUGGAGGCACCUUGCCCGCCUUUCAGCGCAUUGCGCCGGCAAGCGGUGGUGCGGGCUAUGGCAACGGCGUGGCCAAUGGCUCUGGCAGUGGGGCCGAACGGGCUGGAUACGCAUCGCUAGGCAAUUAUCGCACACACGGCGAUGCCUGGAGUGGUCAUUACGAACCAAUUAGCUACGCGCCCACAACCGCCGGCCAGGGCCAGCUGGGUGGUGCAGCGGUGACCAAUGUGAUACGCAACGGACGCGCCGUUUCUGCCGCGGCGGCAGCAGCAGCCGCUGUCGAUGGUGCUGCCAGCACUGUUGAUCCUGCGCGCUUCCUAGCCAAUGCCACUCAUCUGUCCGCCUCGGCAUCGCUAACAGCAAUGGCCGCUGAAUCAGGCGGGGAUUUCUAUAAGACCUUCCCAUUUAAUGUGACCGCCGGUAGCCGCAGUAAAAGCUCAACAAAUGCCAACAGCGCUGCUGGCGUCGGCGCUAGCGCAGGCUCAACGUCGGCGACGACGUCCUCAGUGACUUCAACGGCGCUCGACGAGCAAGUUAGUCGCGCUAAUUCGAGACGCUUGAGCGCCUCCCGACGAGCUGGCAUGUCCUGCUCCAACUGCCAGACGAGCUACACUUCGCUAUGGCGUCGUAAUCCUGGGGGCGAGCCCGUCUGUAAUGCGUGCGGCCUUUACUUCAAGUUGCACAGCGUGGUCCGUCCACUAACGAUGAAGAAGGACACCAUACAGAAACGCAAGCGCAAGCCGAAGGGUACCAAAAGCGAAAAGUCAAAGAAGAUGAGAGCCUCGCAGGCAGCUGGAUUAGUGGCCAGCAAUUCCAAUGCCUGCCACAACGCGAGCAUGCAACUGGAGGCGCAUGGGCAGCAGCAAAUGGAUGUCACUGAUGGAGAAAUGAAACCAAUCGCAUAUAUGUCAUACGCACCGCAGCAACAGCUACAACAGCAGCAACAACUAAACACUGAGCUACAUUCAUCUGCGGCCAGCUCGCCGCAAAGCAUGGCAUCCUCCUCAUUAUCACCUAAUGCUGCAUCCCAACAUCAACAACAACAGCAGCAGCAACAGCAGCAGCAACAGCUUUGCUCUGGCCUGGACAUGUCGCCCACAUCAUCCUAUCAAAUGUCGCCCAUUAAUAUGCAGCAGCAGCAGCAGCAAUCAUGCAGCAUGCAGCAUUCACCUAGCACGCCCACAUCAGCCAUGUCUCAGUCCAUUUACUCCACGCCAUCGCCCACGCAGCUUCAUAAUAGCAGCAACAGCAGCAGCAACAACAACAGCAACAGUCACAACAAUAACAACAACUCAUUAUUUAAUAAUAACAAUAACAGCAUUAAUAGCAGCAAUGAAAAUAACAAACAAAUUAUUCAGAAAUAUCUGCAAGCUCAACAAUUGAGCAACAGCAGCAGCGAUCAUCAAUUGUUGGCACAUCAGCAACUUAUGCACCUGAUGCCGAACUCCAUUACGGCGGCAGCAGCAGCUGCAGCAGCAGCGGCGGCGGCGGCGGCAAUCAGCACAGCGAUCAAAUCGGAGGCGGUCACCAACAGCACCACCAACACCACCACCAGCAGCAAGCAAUUAGCUGCCACAACAACAACAACACAGACCACGGCAUCGAACGCACUAUCCUCGCUGAGCAACAGCAGCAGCAACAUUAUCAACCUCCAAAAUCCCUAUCAACAGCAGGCGCUUGGUCAGACGGAGAUGCCCUUGUGUAAGUCGGCACUGAGUGGUCGUACAUCGUCGCCCUACUACAUAAGUCACCUAGCCGAGGAGGAGCAACCGACUAUCAUAAAACUGGAGCAGUUGGAUCACCACCAACAACAGCAACAGCAGCAUCAGCAGCAACAUCAACAGCAGCAGCAACAUCAGCAACACGAUGAUAUGUUGCUCAGCCGCUCAACGUCCAUCGAUGAGCAUUAUGAAUUGGCCGCAUAUCACCGCCAGCAGCAGCAACAGCAGCAGCAACAACAACAGCAGCAGCAACAGCAGCACGCACAGCAGCAACAUGUUGCACUUAGCCAGCACGAGCAUCAGAUUGCCAGCUAUGCACUGCACGCAGCCGCACAACAGCAACUCCAUGAAUUUGGUCGUAAAUAUGGCGGUGAGCGCGAGACAAUUGUUAAGAUGGAAUAAUGCUAGCCGAUUCUGAUUAGACCUGACCAAAGAUAUUCUUGUUAUACACACAUCUCACAGCUCCCAAAGAAACUGAAAUCCAUUUUUAGCCUAGGCAUUCGAAUUGCNACACACACACACAAGUUUUGUAUAUAAUUUAAGCAAAUCGAUGCGACAUUUCCCUAAGCUAUGGAAAUGCUCUCAAACUACUCGAGUUCUGUUAUUGUAAAAUUUAGUUUAAUUUUUUUUUUAGCGAAUGUCGCCAGCAGCAUAAAACUGAUAUGUUGUUGGAUUUUUGUUAUUAUAUACCCCCAAUACUAUUCUUUAUUAUGAAUAUGAAUAACUCUUGAGAUUUCUUAUCAUCAAAUUCCACAUAAUUUUUAAGUUAAUUUUAUGCAUCAGCAAUAAUGAAAAUA
Drosophila arizonae is the source of this 5046-nucleotide messenger RNA. RefSeq names its product serpent (gene srp). Gene Ontology annotation, biological process: positive regulation of transcription by RNA polymerase II; negative regulation of transcription by RNA polymerase II; cell fate commitment. Gene Ontology annotation, molecular function: zinc ion binding; DNA-binding transcription factor activity, RNA polymerase II-specific; RNA polymerase II cis-regulatory region sequence-specific DNA binding. Lineage: Eukaryota; Metazoa; Arthropoda; Insecta; Diptera; Drosophilidae. Gene Ontology annotation, cellular component: nucleus. The record is from RefSeq and is a predicted model, not a curated record.